GAGUUGAGGUUAGGUGUGGGUGUGGUUGUUGACUUCACAAUUUUCUCUUCUGCUGUGUUUAAGAUGUAUGCUAAGCAAGUUUUCAUAUGAGCUGAACCUUCUAUCGAGUCUGUCAUGUACUAAAUAAGUCCUUAUUAUAAGUUGUGGAUUUUUACCAAUACCAGAGAUUUGAAAACAUAAUUAAAAAUGGCAUUUUACGUGAGCCGUUUAUCCCUUGGACUAGAACUGCGACGGUUAGGAUGUAAGACCAUGAGGUGUUCAGGUGUUGACUGUCGAAGCUCCUCAUCAACUUCUACAACUUUAGCCCCUCGAUCACUUGCAGAUGAUGGUAAGACAGACAAGCUGGGUAGAAGAGAGAAAAAAAAUUUGAUGAUGUCAGAGUCUGUAGAUAAACCUGACUUGAAUCUAAGGUUCAAAUAUCCAGAGAUGUUUCCUGAACCAUUUAUGAUUUGGCGUAAUCCUGUGAAAGAGAAGUUAGAGAGGAAAGACAUGUUGGCAAGGCGAAACUGCAUUUCUAUUCCUGAAUUCUAUGUUGGCUCUGUUCUACGUGUAAACCUUUCCAACAUUCAUCAACCUGACAAGGUAUCAAGUUUUGUUGGGAUAUGCAUAGAGAGGAAGGAAACUGGGUUAAGGGCAUCCAUCACUCUUCGGAAUGUCAUUGACAACCUUGGUGUUGAAAUCAAGUUGGAGCUGUAUGAUCCAAGGCUGCUUAAAAUAGAAGUGCUGCGUCUUGAAAGAAGAUUGGAUCCUCAUUUGCGAUAUUUAAGAGAUGCACCACCAGAAUAUAGUACUUUCCCCUUGGAUAUGAAGCCUGACAUAAAUAGAAGUGAUGAAGUUCCCUUGAAUAGAAUUAAGGUUAAGCUAAAUCCACGUCCAUGGACUGAAAAUUGGCACAAAAUUGAAUACAAAGGUAUUGACGAAAGUAUUGAUGAUCUAAUUACAAACAAAUGGAAAGCUAGGCGAGAACUUUUGCGCAAACCAUGGGAGAAAUAUGACUUGAUGAAAACCUACCGGGCAACUUUACCCGAAGAAGAAAUGGAAGAAAUCUUGACUGAAAUUAAAGAUGAUGUUGAAGAACAUGACAGGAAGCAUAGCAGGCGACAGAGUUAAUCAAUUGAGUCUUAUAAAUUUUUGUACCGACUCUGUCAAUAUCAUAAAAUGAGUUUCUAAGUGUUUUCUCCUAAUGAUAAUAAAAGUGUUAAGUAUAGGUUC
Molecule: messenger RNA, 1212 nt
Organism: Frankliniella occidentalis (western flower thrips)
Lineage: Eukaryota; Metazoa; Arthropoda; Insecta; Thysanoptera; Thripidae
Gene: mRpL19
Product: 39S ribosomal protein L19, mitochondrial
Exons: 7
Coding region: 187-1110 (307 amino acids)
Biological process (GO): translation
Cellular component (GO): mitochondrial large ribosomal subunit; ribosome
Molecular function (GO): structural constituent of ribosome
Source: RefSeq, a predicted model, not a curated record